AACGAUACGUAAUGUACAUGUGUGAGACACCUGUGCGUUCUUCGCAGUGUAGCAUUUGAUAGCUGCCCUGACAUGUCGAUGGGCACUAAGAUAAGAUUUCAGAUACACACACCACUCACACUUCAUAUAGAAUUCAACGCUCAAACAAUGAUUGCGUACAUGUACGCAUGUCUGAUUUCAGUCUUACUGACUUGGUUUCUUCAACGCGGAAGCUGCAGCUUUGGGCCUCCGUAUCCAGUGACGGGUGCGUGGUUCCGAUCGCGCUCUACGUCUGGUGAUUGGAAUGCCACACUGCACGAGUUCUCCGAACAAGGUGGGAAUACUGUGGUUCUUCGUGCGCCGCUGUUCCAGUUUGUGGACAGAGAUGAACUGCUGAGCAACCCGGAUUACCAGUGGUGUUACUCCCGCCACGAGGACGGCAACACCUCGCACUGUGUAGACGAUGCCCUAGCACUACUUCAGUCACGUGGUGGUCAUGUGACACACCUCGCCACCUACGGGCCCGAGGAAAAUUUCAACACGUCACAGAUGUUGGUGUGUCCGGACUACGACGUCAUGAUUGUCUCGGACAGGAUUUACUACCGCAUCGUAAUACCUCAGGAUUUGAACACUAAUUGUAAUUAUUCGGGUGUGGACGUCAUAGUAGUAUUUGUCGCGUUUUCGGGGGUCGACUCUCAGGAACUACUUUUGCCUGUGGCGCAGGGAUACAACAUGUCGGUGCAUUUCGGACUUCCUCGGCUCUCCAUGACAGUUCUUAGCGUUCCAAACAAAGACCCUGUGCUACUUUCUUAUUUACUUUUCGUUCAGCGGAUAAUUCAGUCAAACAACAAAAAGUUUAAACAGUACCCACUUGUGGGAUAUUUUUGGUCGGAUGACGUCAUGCUACCGGAUGUUAACAAACCGACCGCUUUGCAGACGAAUUACGGGAAAUUAUUCUCGGAAUUACAUCUCUUACUCCAUGAAAACCACAAAACUUUCGGGUUGACUUCUUUAGUGAACACCAACAAACUUUUGAGUGGAAUACCAUCAACCGACCACGUCAAAGCUUUCAGCACUCUGGCCCGUUUCUGCGACAUUAUUUCGGUCAAGGACGGUCAAGGUUCGGGGACUUCAGGUCUGUUCUGGGUCACGCAGAGGUCACAGGUCAUCUCCAAGGCGGACCCUGGCCUGUUCGCGGUACUCCGGGAACAGUUACCGGUCCUGUCGACUAACACCACGUACGAACAAGUUUUCUGGAACAGCAUUUCUGAGGUGUUCGAUGCAUUAGCAGACGCGAGGGACGCCCUCCAGAAUAAGUCAGUCUCCGUGGAUCUUUGGCUUAACAUCGAGGUCUACGAUGUCUUACACACCGACCCCUGCCUUCCGGUGGACGAACAAGCUUCCGGGCUGGAUCGGAUGCUGAAUCCCAUAAAGAAGUCGCGUGUAGACAGCGUGCUUACGGCGGCCGGAACUGCCCCGCAAAAGGUGGUCGCAAUGGCCUGGGACCCGAGUUUCACGUGCGUCACUGACUCCCAGCCGGCCCCGCUGCGGACUCAAGUGCGCGCCGACAUGGGGCGGCCUGUGAUCGCCCACUGCUCAAUGCACUCGAGCUUUAACCGCUCAGUGGUCGUCAUUGGGUAUAACCUGGAUGGGCUGCAACAAAUGUAUACAAUAGACUGGCCAAACGCGAACGGUCAGCGCACAAAGAGCAACGUGUACGGGUACUACUUCGAGCUGGACUGGGGCAGUCAGCACCAGAGGGUCCCAUCCCUCAUGUACGUGCAGACGUUCGACCCGUAUGACGUCACGAAGCUUGCCCCGCGAGGGGUCGUUCGGGUUCAAGCCGGAAACAGUUACCACGCAUGCGUAUUUGAGUAUGACUUCACCAAAGCAGACGACGACAAUAGAUUACAAAAACACGAGUCAAGAGUUGCCAAGAAGAAAUAUGUCCGAGUUAAAAACGAGCCAUAUCGCAGAAUUGAAGCGCAAGAUUCUAAAUUUUAGACGGUUUUUUGUCAAGCAAAUUAAUGAUAUUAAAUAUAUAUAUAUUU
This is a messenger RNA of Dreissena polymorpha, 2030 nucleotides long. RefSeq lists its product as uncharacterized. The record is from RefSeq and is a predicted model, not a curated record. NCBI's taxonomy places the organism in Eukaryota, Metazoa, Mollusca, Bivalvia, Myida, Dreissenidae. The transcript is spliced from 5 exons. Bases 73 to 1983 code for a protein of 636 amino acids.